UAAAUUUAAUGGCGCUAAAAGGACGAUAAGGUCGUGUUAGGUUAUCGCAUUUUGAAAGUUUUGCAAGAAGGACGUCUAAUAAUUUUUGACAAGACGCACAAAAGUCGUAGUGCAUAACAUUAAAUAACAUUAUUCCACGAAGAGGAGCUCGAGGUGCGCUAAAUAAAAUAUCGCUGCGAAAAAUCGUGCGAAACAAACGCUGAAAAGUUGAUGAGGACACUUUGUGGAGGUUAACCGGCACAAACUUCAACAAGAUGAUCGAGACUGACAAGAAGGGCUGCAAGGAACUUUUGACCCAGCGGAUGCUGUUAGCUGUCGUCUCAAGCAUAGGAUUGCAAUUCUUCCUAAUCUGCUGCCUCAUCCUGCUUACAAAUUUCAGCGUAGAUUACGUACACUGGAUUCAGAACACAUGGACAACCGUAACGUCGUUCCGAAUGUGGAUUUAUCUCGUCAUCGUCGCGGCGAUCAUCUUCCUACAAGGUAUUUUCUGCAGCAAAAUUUACCUUCACAGUCCACCGUAUUACAAGAGCAGAUUCAGCAAACUGUGCGCGACUCUGACAGUUCAAAAUCUGGGUUUGAAAGCCUCCUACGUAGUUAUGGGUGGCACUUUGACCUGGUUGCAUUUGUCCUUGAAAGGAGGAACGUACAGUUCCUUGACUGCGGACUGUAGCAUCGUAUACGGAACAUGUCUGGUGGAGGAAUAUUACUUCCUGCUGUUCAGUGGCUUAUGGAGUGGAUUAUACUUUUCCAUCAAGACUGAUGACUUCACCAAGUAUUUCCGAUUUUCCAUUAUAGCGCAGUCUAAAUUUUUCCGUUUGAAACGAGGAAUUUACGCUAUGCUUCCAAAGUUAAUGGUCUCUUCCAUGUGGCCGACUCUGUAUUACAUGGCUGGUUACUACUUUCUAGGAUCGUACUGCCGUGGAGCAUUGUUGUCUGUGAUUUCUAUACAAACAGAAGUCGAACCUUUGGAUAAUAUGUCUAGAUUAUUAAAUCUGACAUUAAUAUUACAAUUAUGGUUUCACCAAUUUAUAUUCAUAUUGACUUUAAGCAACACUUACUUGUUGUUUGAGGUAUAUCUGACUGAAUGGAUUCCAUUUAAGUUUGGUUCAAGCGGAGUAUACAGUGUAGAUGUUUCGGAAUUAACACUUAUCGAUGCACUGUCAAUGGAUAAGAUACCAAUUAUGCAAUAUUUGGGUUAUCUAGAUUUAGUUACCUUGGCUCAAAAAGAGAAAAUGAGAAGAGGGAUGUUAUUUACUCUCAGUCAACCAGGCGGUCAUCCUUACAAUUGGAAUUGCAUUGUGCAAAAAUGUAUAGAUAUUCUUCAAAAGUUUUCACUGGACUUCAAUACUAUAUCCAUAAAGCCUCAAGAGCAGCAAUUCUGUUAUACCACGAAAGUAUGGCCAGUAAGAAUUAUACAACCUCCGCAACCUGCACAAAAGGAUCAUAUAUAUCAUAUGCGGAAAUUAGUACUGGAUAAACCACCAAUAUUAUCAACAGAAGCAGAAACAAAAGAAGUCCCUUAUAGUGGCAUGUUUAUCCAAAAGUUUAUUAAGCAGAAACAAGAAACUUUUAUAGCAUAUUUGCUUUCUAAACCACUUAUUAAUUAUAUCUUUGGUGAACAAGACGAUAAUAAAAUUCGUUACAUGUUACUCAAUGGACAACUGGUGAUUUGGGCAGCCGAAGCUAUUUCAUCAUUAUCAGUAUUUUCACUCAGUGAAGAUUCUUAUGGCGUUGUACAGAAAGAUGUGCCGAACAUUAUCAGUACUUUGUUGUCGGUGAAGCAGGUUGUAGAUAAAUUGCAAAAAUCACCUGUAUUAGCAAGAAAAAUGCUAACGGAUGAUAAAUUAAUUAAAGAAAUUUUUACCUCUUUGCGAAGUGCGAUCAAACGUAGUCUGUAUAGAAUUGUUACAAACUUUGAACCAUAUAUUAAUGAUUUAUGUCUUGAAUCUUCGACAAUAGAACAAUUGCAAAGCUUUCUCAAUUACAGGGAAUAGUUUAUAAAUAUUAAUAUCAAGUGUGCUUAUAUACAAUAGAAUAAUAAAUU
Messenger RNA from Nylanderia fulva, 2044 nucleotides. RefSeq names its product Nuclear division cycle 1 (gene Ndc1). Gene Ontology annotation, cellular component: nuclear pore transmembrane ring. Lineage: Eukaryota; Metazoa; Arthropoda; Insecta; Hymenoptera; Formicidae. Gene Ontology annotation, molecular function: protein-macromolecule adaptor activity. The record is from RefSeq and is a predicted model, not a curated record. Gene Ontology annotation, biological process: nuclear pore organization.